UGUCAACUUGCGCAAUUUUGAUAAACAAUAGAAAAUCAUGAUUUCAAGUAUAAUUAAAAAUGCAUUACAAAGCCAUGCUGUACGUUCUAAUUACAUCAAUCAUAUAGGAAAGAUUGCAUUUUAUUCGAGUAGUCAGAAUAAGAAUGUCCAAAAGGACGAACAAGGAGGUGAGAGACGAAAAACCAAACCAAUCCCAAGAAUUUCUUUAAUUUAUGAAGAUAGUAAAAUGGAAGUAAUUACACUGGAACAAGCAAAAAAGAUAGCAGAGAAGCGUAAACUAAAGUUGGUUAAUAUUAUUGAUUACGACACAAAAUCCAGUCGUCCAGUUUAUAAACUUAUGACAAGCCAUGAUUAUCAUUCAGAAGAGCUUAAGAAACGUGAAGAGAAGAAAUUCGCAAAGAAUCAACCGCAUAUUAAGUCAGAGAAGCUAUUGUCAUUAAGCACUAAAAUUACUGAGCAUGACUUGCUAUCUAAAGUUAAUAAAUGCAAGAAAUGGGUUGAAAAAAUGCACGAGGUUCGAGUUGUAGUCUCUGCUGAUGAUAAUGACAUGACUAAGGCUGAAAAGUUAUGUGGAACAAUAGAAAAAGAAAUUAAGGAGGUCGAUGGUCGAGUUUUGCAGAAACGAUCAAAAGACAAUUCGAUUAAAUUUACAAUUAUGCCAACAAUAAAGAAGGAAGAUCAGCAUGUUAAAGGCACACAUGAUCAGCACGAGAAGAAAUUUUUAGAACCAGAACACAUUAAUAUGCAGCAAGUUAGAAGCGUUCAUUUAAUCUGACAAUUACAGCAUUUUUGUCACCAUCAAGUUCUAUUAAAUAGCACUAGUAAUAAUUGUAGCAAGGAAAUGUGUACGAAAUGCGAUAAGGGUGACAAAAAAACGGCUUUGAAGAAAUAUAGGAUAGCUGCUUACUUUAGCAUGUUCCUUCUAGUUAAAUAUUCAUUUUGGUCAUCUGUUUAUCAUAGCUUCCAAAACCGUUAAAAACGGAAUUUAUUAAAUUUUCAGUAAAAAGUACUUUAAUUUUAAUAUCAACUUGUUUUAAAUGA
Chironomus riparius is the source of this 1041-nucleotide messenger RNA. The record is from the annotation of a GenBank genome assembly. Lineage: Eukaryota; Metazoa; Arthropoda; Insecta; Diptera; Chironomidae.